AAGCCUAUUGCGGUGGAGCAAGAGCUGGUCCCGCCCCUCGGUGGGCGCCUCUCCGCUCUUCUCGGGUCUAUGGAGGAAAAACUGCGCUGGCCCCGCGAUUCCCAUGGCCGCAGUCGCCUGCGGCACCAAGGCCAUGUCCCUUUUCAAGCGGACCUUGGUGCUGAGCCCCGGCGCGGCGCCCAGGGGCGCGGGCACUCCCCCGCGCGGCUGCCCCUUGCCCCCUGCCGCCUGGCCCUCCAAGGACCGGCCGCGGGGAGAGGGCGUGUGCGGCCGGCUGCGGAGCCCCGCGGCAGCCGGCCGCCCGCCCCAGCCCCACUCCAGCCCCUCCGCGUCUCCCACCGCCGUGUGUCUCCUCUGCCCGCAGGACUCGCUCAGCAGCAGCUUGAAAACUUGUUACAAGUACUUGAAUCAGACCAGUCGCAGUUUCGCAGCUGUUAUCCAGGCGCUGGAUGGGGAAAUGCGCCAUGCAGUAUGCAUAUUUUAUCUGGUUCUCCGAGCCCUGGACACUCUGGAAGAUGACAUGACCAUCAGUAUAGAAAGAAAGGUCCCCCUGUUACACAACUUCCACUCAUACCUUUAUGAGCCCGACUGGCGGUUCACGGAGAGCAAGGAGAAGGACCGACAAGUCCUGGAGGACUUUCCAACGAUCUCCCUGGAGUUUCGAAAUCUGGCUGAGAAAUACCAAACAGUGAUUGUUGACAUUUGCCGGAAGAUGGGAUUUGGGAUGGCAGAGUUUUUGGAUAAGCGUGUGACGUCUGAACGGGAGUGGGACAAGUACUGUCACUAUGUUGCUGGGCUGGUGGGAAUUGGCCUUUCUCGUCUGUUCUCGGCCUCAGAGUUAGAAGAUCCCUUAAUUGGUGAAGACACAGAGCUUGCCAACUCUAUGGGCCUGUUUCUGCAGAAAACAAACAUCAUCCGUGAUUAUCUGGAAGACCAGCGAGAAGGAAGAGAGUUUUGGCCUCAAGAGGCUUGGAGCAAGUAUGUGAACAAGCUGGGUGACUUUGCCAAGCCAGAGAACGUGGACUUGGCCGUGCAGUGCCUGAAUGAGCUCAUAGCCAGCACGCUGCACCACAUCCCUGACGUCAUCACUUACCUUUCACGACUUAGAAACCAGAGCAUAUUCAACUUCUGUGCUAUUCCACAGGUCAUGGCCAUUGCCACUUUGGCUGCCUGUUAUAAUAAUCAGCAGGUAUUCAAAGGGGUGGUGAAGAUACGAAAAGGGCAAGCAGUCACCCUGAUGAUGGAUGCCACCAACAUGCCAGCUGUAAAAGCUAUAAUACACCAGUACAUGGAAGAGAUUUAUCACAGAAUCCCCAACUCCGACCCAUGUUCUGCUAAAACAAGGCAGAUCAUCUCCACGAUCAGGACACAGAAUCUUCCCAACUGUCAGCUCAUCUCUCGGAGCCACUACUCACCCAUUUCCCUGUCGUUUGUCAUGCUCCUGGUGGCCCUGAGCUGGCAGUAUCUGAGCGCCCUGUCCCAGGUCACAGAGGGCUGUGUUCAGACCGGAGAGCACUGACUGGGCUUGGGCGGGAGACUGGACACCCUGGGAGGUGGGCUGACCUUCUCUUCAGGGAUGGAUGUGGGCUUCCCCCCUUUUCCCUCCUGCUUUAAUCCCUCAAAGAACUUUGUGGGCCUGGACCUUUAGAAACUGUGACAUGCGGCGAAGAUAAGAUUAAAGGGAAAGGACACUUCAGCCUCGGCCGCCUGUGUUCACCUGUGCCCACCUGGGCAGGGUGACCGAGGGCUGAGCGUCCACUGCUGUGGGUCACAGUCAGGGCUGCAUCUGGGCCUGCAGAGAGAUCAUACUUAGUGUGAAUACGGGCUAGAAUUAUAAUUGAAUGUAUUUAAUUUGAAGCAACCUUUGAAUACCUAUCCUAGUAGAAAGUGAAGUGCAUUUUCUUUCUGUUCUGUUCCUGUUUUUCUCAUCCUUUUGUUUUCUUCAGUGGACUUGAAUGUAGUAGAUGCAAAUGUUUAGAGUUCUAGGAAUAUUCCCGUGUUUCCUAAGGAUGCAGACUGUCUUCUGCACGUGAAGGCUAGGAAGUAAGUUCUGGGUGGGGUUAGCAUUAUUUCCUCAUUUAAAGGGAGUUUAGGUUUCAGGAUUGCCUUUGGCCCCAUCGUAGCAGGUUGGUUUCCAGUUAAGGCUGACGUUUCUGAGAUUUUUAUAAUAAAGAACUGAAUUACUCGGCA
Messenger RNA from Balaenoptera acutorostrata (minke whale), 2190 nucleotides. RefSeq names its product farnesyl-diphosphate farnesyltransferase 1 (gene FDFT1). The record is from RefSeq and is a predicted model, not a curated record. Gene Ontology annotation, biological process: farnesyl diphosphate metabolic process; cholesterol biosynthetic process. Bases 104 to 1519 code for a protein of 471 amino acids. Gene Ontology annotation, molecular function: squalene synthase [NAD(P)H] activity. The transcript has 7 exons. Lineage: Eukaryota; Metazoa; Chordata; Mammalia; Artiodactyla; Balaenopteridae. Gene Ontology annotation, cellular component: endoplasmic reticulum membrane.